This is a messenger RNA of Solenopsis invicta (red fire ant), 3294 nucleotides long. Its product is annotated as eukaryotic translation initiation factor 2-alpha kinase 1. Bases 1090 to 3153 code for a protein of 687 amino acids. The record is from RefSeq and is a predicted model, not a curated record. The transcript is spliced from 10 exons. Gene Ontology annotation, biological process: protein phosphorylation. Gene Ontology annotation, molecular function: protein kinase activity; ATP binding. NCBI's taxonomy places the organism in Eukaryota, Metazoa, Arthropoda, Insecta, Hymenoptera, Formicidae.
UAUUGGCCAAUGUACUCCCAACAUAACCAAUGUUUCGCCAAUGUUAACCAAUGUAAAGCCAAUGUACUGUGCUACUAGGGAUUAUUUCCGCUAUAGUCAGAUAUAUUAAUUCUAUUCAAGUAUACAUUUUCUCAAAUGUAACAAAUUUGUUUUUUUUCCAAGUAUUUAUUUCUUUGAGCGACGCGGAGUUGGAGUUGAAAAUUGUAAAAAAUUAAAAAUUAGAAAGUUAUCAUUCAGCACCAAGAACCGUUAUGACUGACUGAUAGGCUUUCUAGUCCAAUGUUUUAAUUUCGUCAGUCCGAUAUAACGGAUUAUUGUUUAAUAAGAAACUAAAUUUGUUAGUAUGAUUUAUUUUAAAUUUUUAAUCUUUACAUUUUUGGCUUAAAUUUUAUAUAAUAAGAUAAUACAUAAACAUGGUAUUUCUUAAUGUAGAAAGAAAAAAAUCAAGAAAUAAAAAUUAUUGGAGUCGUUCCAACAUUUGAAGUAAAACGAAUGACCAGUUUAAAAGAAAUAAAAAUAAAUGAAUGAACUCUUUGAGAUAUACUAUUACAGUAGUCUUAUCACACAAAUCCUAGCAAAAAGUUAAUCUCUAUAUUUGAGUAAUAACGAAACCAAGCAUAACAUCCAUACACUUUUAUCAUAGAUGCAUUGGAUCUCCACGAAUACGAGUGUUGAUUGUCACAUGAACGGAUAUAGCUUACGCAUGCGUAUAGAAAAUUUUGCAGAGAGAUUUGCCAUCUUUCGUCACUUCCGCGACCGACCACAGCCCUUGCUUAUCAAUAAUAUCUGCAGUGAUAUCAGCAUCAUAUAAUAAUCGUACGUGAGAUAUGAACAAGAACGAACGUGUUUUGUCCUGCAAUUUUUAUGGGUGAUGCAACUAGCUUUCGUGUCUUUAUAUUAUUAUAUUCAAUUUUGAUUUUAAAUUAUAUCCAACUUUUUUUCUUUGCCCAAAUUUAAUCUAAUUUGCUAAUACUGCCAAUGACCAAAUCGGACCUUUUAGAGACCAGGUGUCGUUACUGAAAAAAAAGAAGAAGGACUAUUGCACGUGUGUGACAUCCUAAUCUGCAUUCUCACAAUUAUUGCGAUACAAUGUCGGAAUUCGCAGAUCCCCACAUAGCUAAGGCGCUGACUGCAGCUGCUACUUGUGUAAUUACAUGUUUUAUGAACAUGGUGGCCAACAAAGAAUCAAAGAAAUGUUCGGCAGAUUACUUGUGGUCAGUCAUAGACUUCCAAAAGGUUAUUUCGAUGCAAGAUGAUCUCUUAGAUCAAUCAAGCUUACAAGCAAACAAGCAUGUCAUAGAAUAUUCUGCAAGAAUUUUUAAAGAAACUCGAUAUGAAAGGGAAUGUUAUUACGUCUUUCGAGUUAAUCUGGAAUUAGAAUUCCUCGAUGGAAUCGAGACAGAGACUGCAAAGCAGACAAGCUAUCUUUUGAAUAUACGGAAUAUGAGACCUUUUUUUCAUAACAUCAGUAAUCCUGUACUGGGAAGGUUUUCUUGCCUCCUUGUACAGAUGUUAUUACAUAUCUUCGAAAUUCGGAUAUUAGUUUCGACGGAUAAUAAGAAACCAAGAUUCAUGGUAUUCAAGUUACCAGUAAUUCAAGUUAAAUUAGAUCUACAAAAAUUUUGCAUUCAAAUAGAAGAUGAUGAAGUUAUAAGAAAUAAAUUAUACAAUGAUUUCUGUGAUGAUCUAUACAAGUUACAAUUAAAUAUUGACCAAUGUAAUUUGGUGGAAUUUGAUGUGCUGAGAGAAAGAUUUUCGACAGAACUGUGCCGUACACCAAUUUGUAUUGUCAGAUUUGAAAGACAAGCAAACUUUUCUGACAAAAAUGAAGUCUUCUUUAUUGGAGGUUCUGGUAAACUGUAUAAAGACCCUAACUUGUGGCGUUACAACAAAGAAUUUGAGAAAGAAGUUUUCAUUGAUUGUGGAGGUUUUGGCAAAGUAUAUAAAGCGCGCCAUUGUCUCGAUGGAAAAGAAUAUGCGAUUAAAAAAAUAACGGUUGAUCAUAUUACCGAGUUACAACUGAAUGAAGUAACGACACUUGCUGCAUUAAAUCAUCCUAAUAUUGUCCCAUACCAUACAGCUUGGAUCGAAUGGCUGUCGUCCUGUACUUCAAACGCAUCUACAAGUAAUAUACUAUCAUCGAAAUACUAUGAAAAAGAUUCCAAGUCGUCCAGUCCACUGGCCAUCAAAGAUUUAGAAAAAUGUUAUACUGAUGAAUCUAGUUCGGACGUAGUAUUUCUUCAAAAUAAUGAUAUUAAUGACAGAUUUGAAGAACACGAUUCAUCAACUAACAACAUGGAAAAGAAAAUUGAGGAAAAUACCACUGAAGAAUCCAGUUCGGGCGGAGUGUGUUUUCGAAAUAGCAAGAGCAAUGAAAGUCCAGAUCAAGCAAUUGUAAAUGCAAGUGCUAGUAAUAGUUCUUCAUGUGAAGAAUCUAAUCGAGAAGUUAAUGUAUACACUUCUGAUAAAAAUAAACCGUGUAUCUUAUAUAUUCAAAUGGCCCUGUGUGAACAAACACUCAAACAAUUGCUAUGUAAUAGAGUAAGUGUAACGCCUGAACCAACAAUUAAAGCGAUAUUUGAACAGAUUGUUUGUGGAGUGGAUUAUAUACAUUCUCAAAAAAUCAUACAUCACGAUAUAAAGCCCAGCAAUAUAUUUAUGUCGACAUCCGGACCACUUCGGAUUCAAUUAGGUGAUUUUGGUUUAGCUUGUUCGUUUCAAAAAGAGCAUCAUUCUGCGAUUGGUACCCCUAUGUACGCAGCGCCAGAACAAAUGCAGGGAAAGUGUGAUCCAAAGAGUGAUAUUUAUAGUAUAGGGAUUGUCUUUCUCGAGCUUUUGAUUCCAACUCGAAUGGAGUUAGCUAAAAUAAUUGAAUCCUUAAAGUCUGGCGAAGUACCAGAAACUCUCAAGGAACAUAAGUGGUUACAAAUCAUUCAGCGAUUAAUGCAAGAAGAUCCUACUAAUCGACCAUCAGCAAGUCAGCUUCUGCAGGAUUUUAACCAUAAUACCGUUGUAAUAAUAAAUAGAUUGAAAGAUGAUAUCAUGCAUUUAGAAAAUAGUAAUAAUAAUAAAAAUGACAAAAUUCGAAGCAUAUUACAAGAGAUAAAGGAAAAAAUUCAAGAAUUGUCACUUCAAAACAAUUUAACAGACUAGAUUGUUAUAUGGAACCUAAACUCAUGGAAAAACUUAACAUUAAUACAAUAUAAGAGUAUUGAGCAUUUUUCUUAAAUUAUGUCCUAGAACAAGAAUAUAAUUCACACACGUAGCGAAGUAAAAGUUUUUAUAUAUUUGUAA